AUGCCCCGUUCCGGAUACGACUUGACUGGAACUGCCCAAGGCUCGCCAGCUUCAGAGGCCGCGGCUCGAGCUAGGCAAAGGACUGCUUCAAGCCGAACUCCUCGUGCCGGCACUCCUACCAACCCAUCUCGCCAAGAUGGAGAUGACCAGGUGUUGACUCCUCGAGCGUCUCGAGCUGGCCGCUUUGCUUCGGUUGCUCCUAUGAACUUUCAGACGGGCUUCGCUCCGCAGCGCAUGGCCGCACCUGAGCUGUACCAGAACCCUCUGAAAAUGAGUUCAGUUCAGGGGGCCUCGCAAUCGUGGAUGAUGAAUGCCAACUCUCAAUACAACCAUGGUGUCUCUCCUGAGGCGCAAUCAGCCGUCUUUUCGAGCACUGCAGUUCCUGUCUUCACUGGCCAAAAUAUCGGAUUCGUCAACGCUCAAGCGCCAUGCCAACCAAUCAACUCUGGAGCCGCCAACUUCAGAGUAGAACAGCAUCAGUUUGAGGGGAGUGGUGGUCGAUUCCAUGCUAUGCCCGCCAGCCAGCAUGGUUUUCCAGCCAGCCACACCACCGAUCCGCAUCCUCAGCCGCCUUUUCACAGCUUCUUUAGCCAAAGGGGUUCAGGACCAGCUGACAUUAUCGAUGAAGACGCCGAAAUGAGCGAUGCCGACAACCAGCGUUACAAGUGA
Messenger RNA from Trichoderma gamsii, 669 nucleotides. RefSeq lists its product as hypothetical. The transcript has a single exon. The record is from RefSeq and is a predicted model, not a curated record. Bases 1 to 669 code for a protein of 222 amino acids. NCBI's taxonomy places the organism in Eukaryota, Fungi, Ascomycota, Sordariomycetes, Hypocreales, Hypocreaceae.